This is a messenger RNA of Dromiciops gliroides (monito del monte), 1605 nucleotides long. It is a transcript of the gene ATPSCKMT, whose product is annotated as ATP synthase c subunit lysine N-methyltransferase. Gene Ontology annotation, cellular component: mitochondrion. Lineage: Eukaryota; Metazoa; Chordata; Mammalia; Microbiotheria; Microbiotheriidae. The record is from RefSeq and is a predicted model, not a curated record. The transcript has 4 exons. Gene Ontology annotation, molecular function: protein-lysine N-methyltransferase activity. Bases 15 to 668 code for a protein of 217 amino acids. Gene Ontology annotation, biological process: peptidyl-lysine trimethylation; positive regulation of proton-transporting ATP synthase activity, rotational mechanism; regulation of mitochondrial ATP synthesis coupled proton transport.
CCGGAGUUCUCGCGAUGGGAGAAGGAGGAGGAGGUAUACAUAGAAUCUCAGAAGUACUUCAGGAAGAAAGACUAACAGAACAUGAUUUGCCUACAAAUGUGGAUGCUACCAAUUUGAAAAAAAGAAGUUGGGGAUUAUUAGUCCCUGGGAUAGUAGGUGGGACAUUAGUAGCUGUGUAUGCAGUUGCUACUCCUUUUUUAACUCCAGCCCUCCGGAAGAUUUGUUUGCCUUUUGUACCUGCGACUUCAAAUCAGAUUGAAAAUGUUCUGAAGAUGUUACGAUGUAGAAAUGGAUCACUUGUAGACAUUGGUAGCGGUGAUGGACGUGUUGUCAUCGCUGCUGCAAAAGAAGGAUUCAGAGCUGUUGGUUAUGAGCUAAAUCCAUGGCUAGUUUGGUAUUCCAGGUAUCGUGCUUGGAGAGAAGGUGUCCAUGAUGCUGCAAAAUUUUAUAUUUCAGAUUUGUGGAAGAUGCCACAGUUGGAGAAGAAACUUCAGCUAGAACUGGAAGAUGAUGCCAGAGUCAUUGCUUGCCGAUUUCCUUUUCCACACUGGGUCCCAGAUCACAUUACUGGAGAGGGGAUAGAUACUGUGUGGGCAUAUGAUUCUAAGACUUUUAAAGGAAGUGAAAAGAGCUUCCCCAAACCUGUUUCAAAUGUGCAUUUGUAUUAAUCAUCCAAGUGAAAGCUUUGUUGAAAGGAUAAUUCUUGAUUAUUUCUAGUAUAAAGUACAUUUACCUCUGGUGUUUUUGUAGUUUACUUACAAAACUGCAUCUUAAUAAAUUUCACAUUUUUUUAAAUUAGGAAAAUGCCUGGUGGAAUAGAUUUAAAAAAUUGUCUUAUUUUGAGGGAGCAAAGGGGAAGGAAAUUAAGUAAAACAAGUAGAUUAUGAAUAUGUAAUAAAAGAUUACCUAAAAUGGGUUUACUAUAAUGUCAUGCACUUGAACUCUCAAUAAAUAUGAAUUGGUGAUGGUGAUUUUCAUAGAUAGAAAAAGACCAUAGUUAAGAACAAAUGGUCCUUUUUUGUUUUUUGUUAAUAUAAAUAUAAUUUCCUGUACCUUAAUAAGACUGAUAAUCAAUUUAUCCAUACUAUAAAUAUAACUGUCUUUUUUUUUUCCUAUUCGAGAGAUACCUUUCCACUAUUCUGGUUCUCUACCUGUGGUCACCCACAGUAUUGCAAUAAAACUUGGGAAACUGAGUCACUGAUUCUGGGACAACUCAUGAUCAAUUUGACCCCAAAUUCAGCCCACAUCACUAAGGACAUGAUUUUAGGCUACCCUUAGGUUUUAUAUAAAAGUCAGUUUGGGGAAAAAAGUAUAGUAUGGUUUUUGGUGUUUAUAGUACUGAAAUAAAAAUGGGAAGUUGUAGAGAAUGACUAGAAAUUUCUUGUUAUCAGCCUUACUUUGAGCUAUCCUUGUAAUAUGUGCCUUUUUUCUUUUUUCUUUCUUUUUGGUAAAUUUUAAAAUUUAUUUUAAACUUACAUAUAAAAUGAGAAAAUUUAAAAAACCCCACCCUUUGCCAUGUGUACAGCAGAACACGAGAGGAUUCAAUAUAAAACAAUUUCCAUUUCAAGAAAGCCUAUAUAAUAAAUAUUUCUCAUUGUUUUCAAA